AUGAAUAUCAGAGGGGCUUUUGGAGAAAUAAUGAAGACAAUUCGCAAAGUUACAAAUCAAGUUAGAGCAAUAAAAGUAAUUUCUAAAGAAAAGGCAAGCAAGGCAGAGGUGGAGACAUUGAGAAUAAAGAUUGAAAUCUUUAAAAACUUAGUAGUGCUUAGAAUAGUUCAUAGAGAUCUGAAACCUGAGAGUAUUUUAUAAGAGGCAAAUAAACCAUAAAGCCCUAUUAAAGAUUUGUUUGCGUCUGGUUACAAAAUGAAUCAGAAAUUGGGAACACCUGAAGUUUUGGAGAGGAGAUAUGAUGAAAAAUGUUAUGUAUGGUCAUGUGGUGUGAUUUUUUACAUUUUCUUUGUGGAUUUCCCCCUUUUAAUGGAGAUACUGAAGAGGAGAUCCUAGAAAGCGUUAGAGUGGACAAAUUACCGAUAACAAAAAUGUAAGAGAGUACAAAAUGGAGAAUAAGUGCUGAAUAAACUUAACGAGACUAACGGAUAACUACAUAUUAAAAUAAGGCUGAGAUAAAUUUAACUUAAUUAACUGAGAAUGGAGAAGAAAUUUUAAGAGGCUGCAUUAACCUUGAUGAUUAAUUAAAUGGCUACAAGUCAACAGAAAUAGGAAUUGUUGUCAUAAUCAUAGGCUUUGGAUCUGAAUGGAGAUGAAAGACUGUCAAAAGAGGAAUUAAUUAUUGGAUAUUAAAAAUUAAUGAGCCGUACUGAUAGAGAGUUAGAAUGA
Messenger RNA from Paramecium tetraurelia, 729 nucleotides. RefSeq lists its product as uncharacterized. Gene Ontology annotation, molecular function: calcium-dependent protein serine/threonine kinase activity; calcium/calmodulin-dependent protein kinase activity; ATP binding. The record is from RefSeq and is a predicted model, not a curated record. NCBI's taxonomy places the organism in Eukaryota, Ciliophora, Oligohymenophorea, Peniculida, Parameciidae. Gene Ontology annotation, cellular component: nucleus; cytoplasm. The transcript has 7 exons. Gene Ontology annotation, biological process: intracellular signal transduction; protein autophosphorylation; peptidyl-serine phosphorylation.